Molecule: messenger RNA, 1484 nt
Organism: Eptesicus fuscus (big brown bat)
Lineage: Eukaryota; Metazoa; Chordata; Mammalia; Chiroptera; Vespertilionidae
Gene: SLC35B1
Product: solute carrier family 35 member B1
Exons: 9
Coding region: 227-1297 (356 amino acids)
Biological process (GO): UDP-galactose transmembrane transport
Cellular component (GO): Golgi membrane; endoplasmic reticulum membrane
Molecular function (GO): UDP-galactose transmembrane transporter activity; UDP-glucose transmembrane transporter activity
Source: RefSeq, a predicted model, not a curated record
AGUUGUCCUCGGAGUUGCCUGAUUGGAAAAUCUCGAGGGCAAGACAUUCACCUCGGGGCAGCUGCCCCCCACUGCCCACUAGAGACGAGACCAAGAUCCCGGGGUGCUUUUCCUUUCCUUGGAAGUGGUUUCUGGGUUCUGAGGAGUUUCCCCCUCGGCAGCCCUGAGCUGGCAGUUGUGGCGGUGGCUGUUGGGCCCUGCUGCGCGGCGGUCGCAUGCAGCUCCUAUGAGGCCCCUGUCGCCGGUCGGCGAUGUCCGGCUGGAGCUGUCGCCGCCGCUGCCGCUGCCGGCUGUGAGCGGGUCUCCAGUGGGGUCUUCUGGGCGUCUCAUGGCCGCUAGCAACUCCCUGGUGCCCGACCGGCUGCGGCUGCCGCUCUGCUUCCUCGGCGUCUUUGUCUGCUACUUCUACUAUGGGAUCCUGCAGGAAAAGAUAACAAGAGGAAAGUAUGGGGAGGGAGCCAAGCAGGAGACGUUCACUUUUGCCUUAACUUUGGUCUUCAUCCAAUGUGUGAUCAAUGCCGUGUUUGCCAAAAUCUUGAUCCAGUUUUUUGACACUGCCAGGGUGGAUCGUACUCGGAGUUGGCUCUAUGCUGCCUGUUCUAUCUCCUAUCUGGGUGCCAUGGUCUCCAGCAACUCAGCACUACAGUUUGUCAACUACCCAACUCAGGUCCUUGGUAAAUCCUGCAAACCAAUUCCAGUCAUGCUCCUUGGAGUGACCCUCUUGAAGAAGAAGUACCCAAUGGCCAAGUACCUGUGUGUGUUGCUGAUUGUGGCUGGAGUGGCCCUUUUCAUGUACAAACCCAAGAAAGUAGUUGGGAUGGAAGAACACACAAUUGGCUAUGGAGAGCUGCUCCUGUUACUAUCUCUGACCCUGGAUGGACUGACAGGUGUUUCCCAGGACCACAUGCGGGCUCAUUACCAAACGGGCUCCAACCACAUGAUGUUGAACAUUAACCUUUGGUCGACAUUGCUGCUGGGAGCUGCAAUCCUGUUCACUGGCGAGCUCUGGGAGUUCUUGAGCUUUGCUGAAAGGUACCCUGCCAUCAUCUAUAACAUCCUGCUCUUUGGCCUAACCAGUGCCCUGGGUCAGAGCUUCAUCUUCAUGACGGUUGUGUAUUUUGGUCCCUUGACCUGCUCUAUCAUCACUACAACUCGGAAGUUCUUCACCAUUUUGGCCUCUGUGAUCCUCUUUGCCAACCCCAUCAGCUCCAUGCAGUGGGUGGGCACUGUGCUUGUGUUCUUGGGUCUCGGUCUCGAUGCCAAGUUUGGGAAAGGAGCCAAGAAGACAUCCCACUAGGAAGAGAGACUACCUCCACCGCAGGAAUAUUUAAGUUAUUAUUUCAAAUAGUGAUAUCUCUUAGGAAAAUGGACACAAUAGGGAUAAACGACUGGGUUUGUCUGUUUUUUUGUGUUUUUUUUUUUAAAGGAAGCAAAAUCACAUAUUCUGGAGAGAAAAAAAAAAAAGCACUUGGAUUUUAACAAGA